UCCGCCGGGAGCAGCCCCCGGGCGCGCUGAGCCCUCCCGCCCCGGCCCGCCACACGCGGGGCCGGCCGGAGCACGCGGCUCCAGAGUUCCCGCACAGUUCUAGGUUAUCAGUGCUACCUGUUCCCUGGAAACCCACUCUGCGUUCCUGCCAGAGGUGGCCGCCCCUCGGUGCCAGCUAAGAAGAGGCCCUCAGCCCUCCCCAGGUGUGGGAGAGCCCUGGUAGGCGACCCAUUCAGGAGCCCUUCCUCCACCCCUGCUCCGCUUCUCCAGGGCCAGUAGAAGCAGACACCAGCCAGGAUGCCGCGGAACCAGGGCUUCUCCGAGCCCGAGUACUCGGCCGAGUACUCAGCCGAGUACUCCGUCAGCCUGCCCUCUGACCCUGACCGUGGGGUAGGCCGGACCCACGAAAUCUCUGUCCGGAACUCGGGGUCCUGCCUGUGCCUGCCUCGCUUCAUGCGGCUGACCUUCGUGCCCGAGUCCCUGGAGAACCUCUACCAGACCUACUUCAAAAGGCAGCGCCACGAGACCCUGCUGGUGCUGGUGGUCUUCGCAGCCCUCUUUGACUGCUACGUGGUGGUCAUGUGCACUGUGGUCUUCUCCAGCGACAAGCUGGCUCCCCUCGCCGUGGCCGGCAUUGGGCUGGUGUUGGACAUCAUCCUCUUCCUGCUCUGCAAAAAGGGGCUGCUCCCUGACCGGCUCACCCGGAAGGUGGUGCCCUACCUGCUGUGGCUGCUGCUGACAGCCCAGAUCUUCUCCUACCUGGGCCUGAACUUCACUAUUGCUCACGCGGCCAGCGACACGGUGGGCUGGCAGGCCUUCUUUGUCUUCUCCUUCUUCAUCACGCUGCCCCUCAGCCUCAGCCACAUCGUGGUCAUCUCUGUGGUCUCCUGUGCUGUGCACACGCUGGUCUUGGGGGUCACCGUGGCCCAGCAGCAGCAGGACCAGCUGAAGGGGAUGCAGCUGCUCAGGGAGAUCCUGGCCAACAUCUUCCUCUACCUGUGCGCCAUCGUCGUGGGCAUCAUGUCCUACUACAUGGCCGACCGCAAGCACCGAAAGGCCUUCCUGGAGGCCCGCCAGUCGCUGGAGGUGAAGAUGAACCUGGAGGAGCAGAGCCAGCAGCAGGAGAACCUCAUGCUUUCCAUCCUGCCCAAGCACGUGGCCGACGAGAUGUUGAAGGACAUGAAGAAAGACGAGAGCCAGAAGGACCAGCAGCAGUUCAACACCAUGUACAUGUACCGCCACGAGAACGUCAGCAUCCUCUUCGCUGACAUCGUGGGCUUCACCCAGCUGUCGUCCGCCUGCAGUGCCCAGGAGCUCGUGAAGCUGCUCAACGAGCUCUUUGCCCGCUUCGAUAAGUUGGCAGCCAAAUACCACCAGCUGCGGAUCAAGAUCCUGGGCGACUGUUACUACUGCAUCUGCGGCCUGCCCGACUACCGGGAGGACCACGCCGUCUGCUCCAUCCUCAUGGGGCUCGCCAUGGUGGAGGCCAUCUCGUAUGUGCGGGAGAAGACCAAGACCGGGGUGGACAUGCGUGUGGGGGUGCACACGGGCACCGUGCUGGGGGGCGUUCUGGGCCAGAAGCGCUGGCAGUACGACGUGUGGUCUACCGACGUCACUGUGGCCAACAAGAUGGAGGCCGGUGGCAUCCCUGGGCGCGUGCAUAUCUCCCAGAGCACCAUGGACUGCCUGAAAGGAGAGUUCGACGUGGAGCCGGGCCACGGGGGCAGCCGCUGCGAUUACCUGGAGGAGAAGGGCAUCGAAACCUACCUCAUCAUCGCGUCCAAGCCAGAGGUGAAGAAAACGGCCACCCAAAAUGGCCUCAACGGCUCGGGCCUGCCGAACGGAGCCCCGACUUCCUCCAAGCCCAGCUCCCCGGCCCUCAUCGAGACCAAGGAGCCCAAUGGGAGCGUCCACGCCGGUGGUUCCACGUCGGAGGAGCCCGAGGAGCCGGACGCCCAGGCCGACAACCCCUCGUUCCCCAACCCUCGCCGGAGGCUGCGCCUUCAGGACCUGGCCGACCGGGUGGUGGACGCCUCCGAGGACGAGCACGAGCUCAACCAGCUACUCAACGAGGCCCUGCUGGAGCGAGAGUCUGCCCAGGUGGUGAAGAAGAGAAACACCUUCCUCCUGUCUAUGCGCUUCAUGGACCCCGAGAUGGAAACCCGCUACUCAGUGGAGAAGGAAAAGCAGAGUGGGGCCGCCUUCAGCUGCUCCUGCGUCGUCCUGCUGUGCACGGCCCUGGUCGAGAUUCUCAUUGACCCCUGGCUUAUGACAAACUACGUGACCUUUGUGGUUGGGGAGAUUCUCCUCUUGAUUCUGACCACCUGCUCGCUGGCUGCCAUCUUUCCCCGGGCCUUUCCUAAGAAGCUUGUGGCCUUCUCCACUUGGAUCGACCGGACCCGCUGGGCCAGGAACACCUGGGCCAUGUUAGCCAUCUUCAUCCUGGUUAUGGCAAAUGUCGUGGACAUGCUGAGCUGUCUCCAGUACUACGCGGGACCCGGCAACGCGACGGCAGGGACGGAGGUGGAGGGCGGCUGCCUGGAGAACCCCAAGUAUUACAACUAUGUCGCCGUGCUGUCCCUCAUCGCCACCAUCAUGCUGGUGCAGGUCAGCCACAUGGUGAAGCUCACGCUUAUGCUACUUGUCACGGGUGCUGUGGCCACCAUCAACCUCUAUGCCUGGCGUCCCAUCUUUGAUGACUAUGACCACAGACGUUUUCAGGAACACAGCUAUUCUGUGAUGGCCUCAGAGAAGAUGCGGAUCUUCUCCGCCCCUGGGCUCAAUGGCACUGACAGGCUGCCGCUGGUGCCUUCCAAGUACUCGAUGACAGCGAUGAUGCUCGUCAUGACGCUGAGCUUUUACUACUUCUCCCGCCACGUGGAGAAACUGGCACGGACAUUAUUCUUGUGGAAGAUCGAGGUCCACGACCAGAAGGAACGUGUCUAUGAAAUGCGACGCUGGAAUGAGGCCUUGGUCACCAACAUGUUGCCUGAACAUGUGGCACGCCAUUUCCUGGGGUCCAAGAAGAGAGAUGAGGAGCUGUACAGCCAGUCGUAUGAUGAGAUUGGAGUCAUGUUUGCCUCCCUGCCCAAUUUUGCUGACUUCUACACAGAGGAGAGCAUCAACAAUGGUGGCAUUGAGUGUCUGCGCUUCCUCAAUGAGAUCAUCUCGGAUUUUGACUCCCUCCUGGACAACCCCAAAUUCCGAGUCAUCACCAAGAUCAAAACCAUUGGCAGCACCUACAUGGCAGCUUCAGGAGUCACCCCAGACGUCAACACCAAUGGCUUUACCAGCUCCAGCAAGGAGGACAAGUCUGACAAGGAGCGCUGGCAGCACCUGGCCGACCUGGCCGACUUUGCCCUCGCCAUGAAGGACACACUUACGAACAUCAACAACCAGUCCUUCAACAACUUCAUGCUGCGCAUAGGCAUGAACAAAGGAGGGGUUUUGGCUGGGGUCAUUGGAGCCCGGAAACCACACUAUGACAUCUGGGGCAACACGGUUAACGUGGCCAGCAGGAUGGAGUCCACGGGGGUCAUGGGCAACAUUCAGGUGGUGGAAGAAACACAAGUCAUCCUUCGAGAGUAUGGCUUCCGCUUUGUGAGGCGAGGUCCCAUCUUUGUGAAGGGGAAGGGGGAGCUGCUGACCUUUUUCUUGAAGGGACGGGACAAGCCAGCUGCCUUCCCCAACGGCUCCUCUGUCACACUGCCCCACCAGGUGGUAGACAACUCCUGAGGUCCCACAACAAUCCAAACGGGAAGGGAGAAUUUAUUUUUUUUAAUCAGAGAAAGGCCUUGGGACAGGACAAAUUACCAAGUCCCGACAUUCCUGAAUUGUUUAAGUGCACACUCACAUAGACUUAGGUUUUAAAAAUCUCCUCAAGCCUUCAUUUGUUUGUGGACGUGUGAGCUCUGAGGGCAGCCAUACUAUUCCUCAGUGUGCCUGCAGUGUCCCCCGAGCAGGGGUCUUAGGCGUAGUGCUGGAACAGUCCUUUCAGAGCCCUCGAUCCAACCCAGCCCUUCUCGCCCCAGACAGGCCCUGGCCACUGUGAGCAGGAGGGCGGCAGAGGCAGAGGGAGCUGCCUUUGCUGCACAGCGAGGAAGCUCUGCUCCAGAGGGGGCGGGGCGGGGCAUGUGCCAGAGACGCUCUGCUCCCAGCUGGAACUUGAGAGCAGCGCUUUUCACUCUGGAGAGAGCUACGCUGGAGCCCUGGUUGUCUCCGCCUGGUCCGAUUAGGUGGAAAUGGCCCUAGUCCUGGCGUUCCUGAUAAUCUUGAAAGGUUCUUCUGGAACCCCUGUCACCUUAAGUCAUGAGAGCAGAAAGUGCAAUAUUUCCUUUCACCUGGUGGGGGGAGGGGAAUUUAUUUCUGAAAGAAAAAUAUAUAAACAGAUCUUCUACAUUUAUAUUUUUAACCUUCUGUUUAAAAAUACUUUCCGAUAUUGCCUUGCCUUUUGAGCUCUUGCUACAGUCACCUUUGCUACUGCUUUAAAAGAGAAUUUACAGGUAUUGAUAAAGAACAAGACUGUUUUAUUAAAAGCUUUAUUCAACUUGAA
This is a messenger RNA of Lemur catta (Ring-tailed lemur), 4552 nucleotides long. RefSeq names its product adenylate cyclase 3 (gene ADCY3). NCBI's taxonomy places the organism in Eukaryota, Metazoa, Chordata, Mammalia, Primates, Lemuridae. Gene Ontology annotation, molecular function: adenylate cyclase activity. Bases 298 to 3735 code for a protein of 1145 amino acids. Gene Ontology annotation, cellular component: plasma membrane. Gene Ontology annotation, biological process: intracellular signal transduction; cAMP biosynthetic process; adenylate cyclase-activating G protein-coupled receptor signaling pathway. The transcript has 22 exons. The record is from RefSeq and is a predicted model, not a curated record.